AUGUUUAGAUCUACUUUAAGACUUUUCUCUGCUACCUCUUCCUCGUCUGGUGUUGGAUCAAGUAUUGCCAAUACUGUCGGAUUAGGUAGAUUGAAUCAUGUAGCUAUUGCUGUACCAAACAUGAAAGAAGCUACUUCUAUGUAUAGAGAUAUCAUGGGUGCUAAAGUCAGUGAACCUGAAGAUCAAAAGGAACAUGGCGUAACCACUGUGUUUGUUUCAUUGGACAAUACAAAGAUCGAAUUAUUACAUCCAUUGGGCGAAAACAGUCCAAUUGCCAACUUUUUAAAGAAGAACCCAGCCGGUGGUGUUCAUCACGUUUGUAUCGAAGUCGAUGACAUCAAUUCUGCUGUCAAGACUUUAUUGGAUAAACAAGUUAGAAUCAUUGAUCCAAAUCCAAAGAUUGGUGCUCAUGGUAAACCAGUCGUAUUCCUUCAUCCAAAAUCUUGUAAUGGUGUAUUGGUUGAACUUGAACAAAAAUAA
This is a messenger RNA of Cavenderia fasciculata, 480 nucleotides long. RefSeq names its product methylmalonyl-CoA epimerase. The record is from RefSeq and is a predicted model, not a curated record. Lineage: Eukaryota; Evosea; Eumycetozoa; Acytosteliales; Cavenderiaceae. Gene Ontology annotation, cellular component: mitochondrion. The transcript has 2 exons. Gene Ontology annotation, molecular function: methylmalonyl-CoA epimerase activity. Bases 1 to 480 code for a protein of 159 amino acids. Gene Ontology annotation, biological process: L-methylmalonyl-CoA metabolic process.